Molecule: messenger RNA, 3028 nt
Organism: Oreochromis niloticus (Nile tilapia)
Lineage: Eukaryota; Metazoa; Chordata; Actinopteri; Cichliformes; Cichlidae
Gene: tmem185a
Product: transmembrane protein 185
Exons: 7
Coding region: 184-1242 (352 amino acids)
Source: RefSeq, a predicted model, not a curated record
UCCGGCGGAACGUUAAGAAAAAAAAAACAAAACACGGUGGUAUGGCAAAGAGGCGGUGAUGAAGCCAAGGCAGAAAGCUCAGUUACCGUCGAUAUUACUAUGUGUAGCGUUCGGAUUAGGAGGUGAAGGAGUGGAUACCGAGGGGAAACCAAUGUUAGCCAGUAUCUCGUUGUUUUGUGCACCAUGAAUUUACGAGGGCUCUUUCAGGACUUCAACCCCAGCAAGUUCCUGAUCUAUUCUUGCCUGCUGCUCUUCUCGGUGUUGCUGUCCUUGAGGCUGGAUGGAGUCAUCCAGUGGAGCUACUGGGCUGUGUUUACGCCAAUAUGGCUGUGGAAGCUGUUGGUCAUCAUUGGGGCAUCUGUGGGCACCGGAGUCUGGGCCCACAACCCUCAGUACAGGGCUGAGGGGGAGACGUGUGUGGAGUUCAAGGCCAUGCUGAUAGCGGUGGGGCUCCACGUCCUGCUGCUGAUGUUCGAGGUGCUGGUGUGCGAUCGGGUAGCGAGAGGAAACUACUUCUGGCUUCUCGUCUUCAUGCCACUCUUCUUUGUGUCACCCGUUUCCGUAGCAGCGUGCGUCUGGGGGUUUAGACACGACCGCUCUCUUGAGCUGGAGGUGUUGUGUUCAGUAAAUAUUCUGCAGUUCAUCUUCAUCGCUCUGAAGCUGGACAAGAUCAUCAACUGGCCUUGGCUGGUGGUGUGUGUCCCACUGUGGAUCCUCAUGUCCUUCCUGUGCCUUGUUGUCCUCUACUACAUCAUCUGGUCGGUCCUCUUUCUCCGCUCCAUCGACAUCAUCGCCGAGCAGCGGCGAACUCACAUCACCAUGGCAAUCAGCUGGAUGACUAUCGUCGUACCACUUCUAACAUUUGAGAUCCUUCUGGUGCACAAGCUGGACGGUCACAAUAGCCUGACCUACGUGUGCGUGUUCGUCCCUCUGUGGCUCUCCCUGCUCACACUCAUGGCCACCACCUUUGGCCAAAAGGGAGGAAACCACUGGUGGUUCGGCAUCCGAAAGGACUUCUGCCACUUCCUGCUGGAGCUCCUCCCCUUCCUCCGAGAGUAUGGCAACGUGUCCUACGACCUUCAACGUAGCGAGGACCCUGAGGCGGCCGAGGAUCUGCCCGUCCCUGAACCACCGCCAAAGAUUGCCCCCAUGUUCCACAAGAAGACCGGUGUGGUGAUCACGCAGAGCCCCGGGAAAUACUUUGUCCCGCCGCCCAAACUCUGCAUUGACAUGCCGGACUAAUGGCGAGUUGAAGCAUGAGCAGUCGUGGGUGCCGAACUAAUAAAGCCAAAACCGCUUCAGAGACUGUGUUUCUCUUGUUUUGUUUUAAAUCCACUCUCCACUGAAGGAUUUUGGCCCCCCCACCCUGAACUGUGCAUCAGCAUCCCAGCAUGGGCAACUAAAACAGCGAUGGAUCCAAGAUCCCUGCUGUUCUCCUGACUUCUUGCCUUUAAAGGGUGAAAUCAUGGAACUCACAGAAGGGACAGCUUUGUUUUCCACCUCUCGCUGGAGCCACACUGUUGUUGCUGACUCCCAGUUGUAUCUGUGGUGAAGAAACAUCCGAGACUCUGUUGUAUCCAAACUUCAGGCUGACAUGAUGGUGACAUCAGUGAGAACUGGAUAUGUGUAGACUGUAAAUGUUCGCUCUGAACUGCUGAAGAUCUUUGCUUUAUGUUCAGAGGAUGUCAAAAACAAAAUCAACACUUUUCUGGGUUCAUGACUGGGACCAUUGGAGAGACUCUGGCUCCAUACCGGGAUCAGUGUAACCAUGUCCUUCCGAUUCUCUUCAUCAUUUAGGUGGACAAAACAAGGGUGUGGGGCUCAGAGGGAAAGUUUCUUUUUUUUUUCUUUUUUUUUGUUCAGGGCUGCCUUGGAGCAAAACUUGUGUGUCAGUGCAUUGAAGCAGCUGUUGGGCGGCUUUCUGGUUACACAGUUGGAGAAAAGAUUCACAGGGCUUAUAUGUAGGGCUGUGCAUGACUACACGAUCCCCAUUAGUCUGCCCCAAACAUGCAAGUUGUUUUAAACUAAUUACUCACAUUGUAUAGAUUAAUUGGUUCCACCCUGCUGUGCUGCAGACCAAAUUCUGAAGGUUCUAGGUUCGGCUAAGAGGGAAUUUCUUCACGGCCACCCCGAACAGGAGGAAGGAGUAAAGCUGUUUUCCAAAGCGUUCGUGCACUCUGCAAGCAUUGCUUUAAGGCUACCCUUGAAGAAAUAAAAAAGUAUCUUUUCUUUAAAAAGAAAAGGAAAUAGCACUUUGUUAACCUGUUCCAGGAGGAACCCCAUUUGACUUGUCAGAUUUUUCUAUUUCUGUUUGUCUUUGUAAAUAACACAACUUGUCAAGUUAGGGACCAUAGUGGUGAAGAGAGUGGGCGGGGGAAAAAAGUAAAUUCACUCCUGAUUUUUGAUUGACUCUGCAAACUUUCUGCAAUCCUCAAUCUUAUGAAUGCAAUCUGUGUGUGUGAGUGGCUGCGAUUUUAAGGUGAUGUAGCAUCCUUUACAUUAAACUGACAGCUUGGGUUUUUGAUUGAAGAAGUAAAGAGUUGAGCGGGGUUUUGAAGCUAACACAUAUCGGCAUUAAGUCUAACCGUGAAAUAAAAAUCUAUUAUUCUUUUACACUCUGUGUUCGAGGAGAUAAAGACAGCGUGCCCUCCCCUCCUCUUCUACUUCUUUUUUUAAAACUCUCCCUUCUGUGCUGCAAUUAUGUUUUCUUCUCGUCAUAGCUGUGGGAUUGUCAGGUGUCACUAAACAUACCGGGGUUUUGUUGUCUGUAUAUUUAUUUGAGAAUUAAACUGAGAAAGUAAUCCAGCCCUGAAUUAUUCUUCACUGUGAUCGUGCCACAAACAGUUCCUGCGCUGCGCUCUGGUCUAACAGUGCUUCAGUCGGUAUGCAGCAGCCUCUCUCUGCCUCUUGGAUCACUGAUUGACUUCUUUCUGUAAAGUGGGUGAAUAUCAGAGAUCAAUUAUAUGGGACUGACACUGAAAUAUGAUAUUCAUUGUUUUCUGGAAUUAAACUCCAUUGUCACAAGAAA